Molecule: messenger RNA, 613 nt
Organism: Fukomys damarensis (Damara mole-rat)
Lineage: Eukaryota; Metazoa; Chordata; Mammalia; Rodentia; Bathyergidae
Product: high mobility group protein B1-like
Exons: 1
Coding region: 83-613 (176 amino acids)
Biological process (GO): regulation of transcription by RNA polymerase II
Cellular component (GO): nucleus
Molecular function (GO): DNA binding, bending
Source: RefSeq, a predicted model, not a curated record
GUUCCACAGAGACAGUGACAGGUCAAGUGAGAGCUGGACGGGCAAGGGUGACUCUAUGCCUCGCUGAGGAAAACAAAUAAACAUGGGCAAAGGAGAUCCUAAGAAGCUGAGAGGCAAAAUGUCAUCAUAUGCAUUCUUUGUGCAAACUUGCCCAGAGGAGCACAAGAAGCACCCAGAUGCUUCUGUUAACUUCUCGGAGUUUUCUAAGAAGUGCUCAGAGAGGUGGAAGACCAUGCCUGCCAAAGAGAAAGGAAAACUUGAAGACAUGGCAAAGGCAGACAAGGCCUGUUAUAAAAGAGAAAUGAAAACCUAUAGCCUUCCUAAAGGAGAAAGAAAAAAGAAGUUCAAGGAUCCCAAUGUGCCCAAGAGUACUCCUUCCGCCUUCUUUUUCUGUUCUGAGUAUCGCCCAAAAAUCAAAGGGGAACAUCCUGGCCUCUCCAUUGGUGAUGUUGCGAAGAAGCUGGAAGAAAUGUGGAAUAAUACUGCAGCAGGUGACAAGCAGCCUUAUGAGAAGAAGGUUGCCAAGCUGAAGGAAAAGUAUGAAAAGGACAUUGCUGCUUAUCGAGCUAAAGGAAACCCUGAUGCACCAAAAAAAGGGAAUUGUCAAGGCUGA